Gordionus sp. m RMFG-2023 is the source of this 706-nucleotide messenger RNA. RefSeq lists its product as uncharacterized. Bases 37 to 669 code for a protein of 210 amino acids. Lineage: Eukaryota; Metazoa; Nematomorpha; Gordioida; Chordodea; Parachordodidae. The record is from RefSeq and is a predicted model, not a curated record. The transcript is spliced from 7 exons.
UAUCUUCUACCCUUCAUAUUUGAAAAAAAAGGAAAAAUGGUCAAGAUAUUAUUCCUAGCCAUUGUGGCACUAAUCACAAUUAUAGCUUCUAAAUCAGAAAUGCUCAUGGUUGGAACAUGUGAAUUCCAAUUUGAUGACACUUUGGGAGGUCAAAGAUACCCCUUUAAAGGAUUGUCAGCAGGCCAUGAAACACUAGUAUUCCACGAAUUUAAAAACAACAGCGACAGCUUAUUCAAAGUUUCUGGAUGCAAAUUAACAAUCACCAUGGAUAUGAAAAGAGAUCAACCUUUAUUAGUGGAAUUGUCUGAUGGCGAGGAGCGAAUAGAUAGCGAGGCGUUGAUUAAAAAAUCUGUUUCCUUAAUCGAAGAUAACUUGGUUCGGGAAAAAAGAAGCGCGGCAAUUCCGAGCGCAGGAGAAGAUAAUGCUUCAGAUAAGGCUUUGAUUAAGCCUCGUUACAAUCUCGCGGGUUUAAACUCGGACGUAAAAAUGUCUUUGGCCGAUGACAGUAAAAAUAUUAUGUGCUGCGAUUAUGACAGAUACGUAAUCGAUAUAGACGCGAGCCAACGCGCUUCGGAGAAUUCCAUCCAAUUUAAUGUCUAUACCAAACAACCCAGCGUAGCCUUCUUGACUACCAGGAUCUACUCGGGUGGAAAAUCAGAAAAAAAUUAAAUCAUAUUUAAAUUUUAUUAUAUAAUAAAAAUGGUAA